AUGUUUAAAUUUAAAUUUAUUUUAAUUUAAAUUAAAAGUUUAUUAGGAAAACAUGAGGAAGCACUAAAAUCUGUGAAAAUAGCAUUGUCUAUUGAUCCUUAAAACUCUGAUUCUUUAUACAGAAAAGGUAAUUUUCAAAUUUAAUCAACAGCUGAAUGUCUAAAAUUUCGUAAAUAAAUAAUCAAUAAUAGCUCCUGA
Paramecium sonneborni is the source of this 198-nucleotide messenger RNA. The record is from the annotation of a GenBank genome assembly. NCBI's taxonomy places the organism in Eukaryota, Ciliophora, Oligohymenophorea, Peniculida, Parameciidae.